Messenger RNA from Bufo gargarizans (Asiatic toad), 5777 nucleotides. RefSeq names its product Mdm1 nuclear protein (gene SAXO6). The coding region runs from base 435 to 2576 and encodes 713 amino acids. The record is from RefSeq and is a predicted model, not a curated record. The transcript is spliced from 15 exons. Lineage: Eukaryota; Metazoa; Chordata; Amphibia; Anura; Bufonidae. Gene Ontology annotation, molecular function: microtubule binding. Gene Ontology annotation, biological process: negative regulation of centriole replication.
UGCCUCAAUAUUUAAUUAUUUGGAUACGGCCUAAUAAGCCCUUGAUUGGCACCAGUAUCAACAUUUGAGAGUGCGGUUCCCCACUUCUCCACACAUAUGUAGAGGAGCCGGCCUGGUAAGGUCUUUAUUAUAGACCUGAGAGGCGGGGGUAGUCAUCUCUUGCGCUCCCUCGGGCGCCAUCUUGUACCGGAGGGCCGACUGUACUUACGCCUUCUUGCCGGGGAGAUAAGUGUGGCCUGUAGUUGUGGAGGCCACUGCAGACACACCAGCAGCCGGAGUCAGCUGCGGCAGGGAGAUCAGCUGCGCAGAGAGGAUUCUGGCGAGAGAGCCGGCAUGUGAGAGAAAUACCUUGCAAUGUGUGGUUCUGAGGCCAGAGUUUAUCAGAAUAUGACAGGAAUUUCAAGUGGAGAUCCUAUGAUGCAGAUCAGUUGCCGAUGUCUACAUGGGCCGGCCUUCCUUCUGCUGAUCUUGGUAUUACUAGAGAGCCCAACUUUCCUUCAAAACGAAGAGUUCCAUAUUAUAAUCCCCAGAUUGGAAAAACAUUUAAUUGGAAAGUAAAUGAUGGUUUAGCUGCAGAAAGUGCAACGUUAUGUCAAGAUGUUAACAAGCAUUCCACGGCUGAAGAGAAAAUACGCACCCCAGAGGCUCCGAGAUUGCAAAAAAAAUCCAGAUCACAGUCAGUACCUAGAAAGGUGCCUGACAAUCACAGCUCUGCAGUUCCUAGAAUUCAGCCCAGUGACGAAAAUGAAGCAGUGCCCAUGACACAGGCUGCAAAUGGUAGUGCACCUAACAAUAAAGAAAUGCAGAAAAGCAAAAGACCCCAAGCGCCUGGUGAUGCAACUCAACCAAAAGACAAAAAUGGGUUUCACAGGGUCUUACAGAAGAAGGCAGGUAUGAAUGUAGCCCCUUCACACCAUCCGCUGAAGAUAUCUGAGUACAGAAGGCAGUUUGAAAGAAAGAGUCCCACAGAAAACUCACCAUUGCUGGCUGCUGAACAGGUCAUACAUAAUAAGAAUCAAUCAGUCCCACCAUUUAAGGAAAUUAAAGUCCGGACAGACACAGAGUAUAAAAGUCAGUUUCAGGGGUCACCACCAGCAAAGGGACCAAAGUUAAGAAAAAACUGGGAGGAAAAACAUAUUUUACAAUGUGAACAAGAAUCUCAUUCUCCUAAGAGGAAGGAAAAAAAGAAAGACGUUAGGAAAGUUGAAAAUGGCCAUGCUAACAUGGAUGCAUAUGAAAAAGAGCGAGAAGAAGUUAAUAGAAAGAUUCUUAAAGAACAAGUUCUUCAACAACUCAGAACUCCCAAGUAUUAUAGGAAUGCAAAGACGGAGUAUUCUUCAAACUUUUUAUCACCAUCCGAAUAUAAAUAUAAGGAUGGUGCAUGGGUGAAGAUAAAGAACCAAAUUCACAAUCAGGGUUCCUCUCUCAGUGUAGGCUCCAUGUGGGUUGCUGAGGUAAAAGAAUUACGAGAUAAAGCAGAGUACUAUAGACAUCGUGCCCAGGGAACUCACUUCUCCCGUGAACACUUCAAUCAGAUAAUCUCUAAUAGCAACAAACUUUGGGAUAUGUCUACAGACUCCGGCAGUGAAGAAGAUCUGAGCAGGAAUAUCAGAGCUCUAGAUCUGGCCGGAUUGCAAACACCUUCGAAGAAAGAAAAGUUCCAACAAUCGCCAGCAAAAGUGAAAAUGCCAUCUAAUACAGGGCACCUAGGGGCUUCGGAUGCUUCCACACUACCAGUUAGAAGGAAAUUAGUUUGGGAUGAAUGUGAUGAUGCAGCACCAACAGAAAAUAAAGAACCUUUGCAAUUUGAGGAUGAAACCGAUGAAUUGGAAGAGAGAAAACGCACAGAAGAAGAAAACACAACAGAACAGCACUUAGAACACAACAAUGGAAAAAGAAGUAUGCAGAAAACAUUCAAUGCAAAAUAUAAUCCUUCUGAAGAUGAGUCUGACAUUUCCUCAGUGUCAGUGGUUGAAGGAAGACUUCCUACUCCAAAAUUAAAAACCUAUGGGCUAGCACAGAGGACUCAUCAUGACCGAACUACUCCAACCGCAGGUGGAGCUCUUUUAGUAUCCCCAAGUAAACAUCAGGACAAUUCAGAACUCAAACAUAUCAAAUCCCCCCAAAAAACACUCUCCAACGGUUUGCAUCAAGGAAAAUCCAAAAAGGAUGAGGUGGACCAGCCUGUAAAAUCCCCUCCUGUUGCUGGUCUGAUGACUGUUGAUCCAUUGCCACUGAGAGAGGAUCCAUGGCCAAGUCCACAUAUUUCCAGUAAAACUUCUCCAGCAGCUAUAACAUAUCCAGUCAACAAUCCAGUGGAGAAACCUUUUGUGCUAACAUCUCAGCAUUGGAAUCCAUCAUGUCGAAUCCAUGGAUCAUUGCGAGACCCUGAAUUUCAGCAUAAUGGAAACUUUAACGGUUACAGUUUUUACAAUGCAGCACUUAAUGGAGACAAUAGCAUUGAAGAUGACCUACUUUCGCAAAUAUCUGCUAGAUCAGCAGCUUCGAGUUCUCUGGCGUCUCAAGUUUUAGAGCGUGCACAGAAAAGAAAACAGUCGUUCUGGGGAAAAAAGUGACAGCACAAGUCAGCUGCUGAAUGCAUUUAUUUAUAAGAGCAAUCAUGUGAUAGAUUUGAAAGAAGUGUGCUAAUGUUUAUUUUGCAUUUCAAUAUUAAAUUAUUUUAAUUUUAUUUUUUUUAAGAUGUUUUUUCCUUUUUGUUUAUAACCUUGAUCUGGAAUUGUAACCAUCAAGAUUUUGUGAUUCUUCUGAAACUACAUUUAAAGUUUUUAUGCAGAAAAUGUUCUAUGGCAGUGAAAACAUAACAGUGGUAAAGCACAGCCAAAAACAUUCUUAUUCAGAGUGGAUUUAACGGGAACCCUGUGACAUUGUAGGUACAGUCCUAUUAAAGGCCAGUAUGCUAUAGAGCAGGAGAAGCUGAGCAGAUUGAUAUAUAGUUUUCUGGAAAAAGAUUCAGUAAAACUUGUAUUAAAUUAAAUCUUUGCUUUUUCUAGUCUUUUUUGAGUAAUGUGGGCGGUCAUACUUGAUGUGUGUGCAUACAGAAAUAGCUGUCAGUCACUAAUCAGGACCACCCACAUAACUCCUAAGCCUAGAAAGCGCAGAGAUGUAAAUGGCUAAAAGACAAGUGACACUGAAUCUUCUCCCACAAAACGGUAUAACAAUCUGCUCACCGCCUCCUGCUCUAUAACAUGCUGCCCUCUAAGAGGGCUGCACCUACAGUGUCACGGGUUCCUUCUAACAACCGGAGCAGCCCUAAAAGAUAUUCACAUAAUACCAAAUAUUUCUAAAUUACUCUGUAAUGAAGACACGGUGUACAAUUAUCUUAUUUUUUUGUGUGGGUAAAGGGUCUGCGUCAGCCAUAUCUUUAUUAAUUAACACAUGACUUCACAAUUUACCAUUUUUUUUUUAAUCAUUUUGCAUGCCAGAAAACUAUGAUAACCAUGUCUUAAAGGGGUUAUCUCAUGACUAAUGUAAAAAAUUAAAAUCAGACAUCAUAUAGUACAUGACGACCUCUUUCUAAGCCAGAACCAGACCUAUACCUCACGUGUAUCCAGAGAUCUCCCUAAUCAUUGCUCUGCUAGAUUUAUUUUAAGCUGGCAGCUCAGGGGAGUGUCUUUUCUGCUGCAGCUAAGGGGGCGUGUCCAUUCCACUUUAGCUCUCUCCCAGUUGAAGGCAGUUGAAGGAUGAAACUGAGCAUGUGCUGCCUUCUCUGUGAUCAGGUCAAAACAUAAGAAUAAAAACAAACAGCAGAUGGCACUAUACAGAUACAUUUUAUUGAAUAACUCAGUGGCUGUGCUACAUUUUUUAUUAAAUGUAAUUACAAAAGUAUAUUCUUCAUGGGACAGCACCUUUAAGGCCCAUUAACACAGACCAAUGAGCAGAUAAAUGAACAUUCCUUCCUGCUGAUCAGCUGAAAAACAAGCAAAUAUUAGUUUGUUGGCUGAUUAUAUUUUAUGCUGCCAACAAUAAUGAAACUGUAUGUAACCGAACAAUCGCAUUAUGAUUGAUGUAUCUCAUAUGGUGACGAUGAUUGCUUCAUAUAAAUGGAGCUAAACAAGCCCCAAAGCUAAACAAGUUCUUCAAGGCGUAGUAGGCCAGAUACAACCAGAGCGAACACAAGGCAAUGAGCCCAUACUCAUUGCAGCAUUUUAGAAAAGCUCAGGUCUAUCUCUCUAGUCUUGCCAGUGAAAACAGCAAAAGUUCUCUGUUUAGUUGCUUGUAUUUGCUCUAAGGGUGGCUGCACACAGUGUGGAUUACGAGCGAGUUUUCUGUGCAGAUUUUGUGCAGUGAAACCGCAGCAUAAUACGGUACCAGAAAAGUAAAUGAGAUUUGACAAUUUUUUUUUUUAUUAGGUUCGGAAACUGACCUGCCAUACAGACCUCCCUUGAAUAGUGGAGUUUUUUGUUUUCGCAUUAUCAUUUUUCUUCCCUGUUUUAUCAGAGCCAUAACUUUUUUAUUUUUCUGUUCAAAUAGCCAUAUGAGGACUUGUUUUUUGCAGGACAAGUUGUACUUUCUACUGCCACCAUUUAAUGGGACAUACAAUGUAGUGGAAAGCUAGAAAUAAAAUUCCUAAUAGGGUGGAUUUGGUCAAAAAUGCCACAGUUUUAUGGGUUUUGUCUGUUCAGCAUUCCCUAUGUGGUAAAAUUGACCUGUGUCCUUCAUUCUCUGGGUCUGUACGAUUGCAAAGAUACCAUAUUUUUAUAGUUUUUCUCGGGGCUGUGUAGGGGCUCAUUUUUUGUGAGACGAUCUUUAGUUUUUAUUGAUACUAUUUUGGAGUGUGUGUGACUUUUUGAUCACAUUUUGUUUAAUAUUUUGGGAUAAGUGAUAAAAAAAAUGGCGAUUCGGCCAUUUUGAUGUUUUUUCCUGUAAUCCCUUUCGACAUAUAGAAUAAAUAUUUUUAUAUUUUAAUAGUUCAGGUGUUUUUGGAAAAGCGGUGAUAGUUAUUGAUAAUUAUAAAUAAUAUAUAUUAUAACUGAUCAUUACAUUUUUUUAUUUUAAUAUUAGAAAUUCUUAUAUUUUUUUUAUAUUUUUUUAAAACUUUUUUAACCUUUAUUUUAGAGUCCCCUCUGCCCCAGGAGACUACAAUAUGCAACAUUCUGAUUUAUUUCAGGUCAGACUGUAGUUCAAUAGAACUACAGUCUUAGCUUGAUUUGUGGUUGUCCUAUGGAAGGCCUGUCACCUACAGUUGGCAGAAAAUCCACAUGAGAAUUCGCAACAAAAAACACACCAAAACUACAACAGUGUGGAUUUAUGUGCAUUUUUUGUGCAGUUUGAAUGCAGAUUUCAUGCAGAUUAUCUUCGCCAUGUGCAGCCACCCUAACCAUUUUAUCUGAUAUUGAUAUCACUAAUCUAUGAAUGAUGAACAAAAGUCUGUUAGCAAAUUCCUUUGGCAAAAUUGAUGGGUCAUGUUGGCUUUCAGCAAGUUUUGUCCUUUGUUCCAGUUGGGGAUAAACCACUAGCACAUCUUUACUCUCCUUUUCCCAUUGAAACAGUAGCCAACUUUGCCAAACUGCAUAUUUUAUAAGAGUCAGAGAAAAAAAUCUGUCGGCUGGCUUUAACGAUAGAAAUAUUUUUAUAGUAUGUAUACACAUUUAUAUACCCAGUGUAAUCAAUCACCUUGAUCCAAGGAAGACUUUCAAAAUUUGUGGGGAUAUCAUUUUCAAGAUAUCUACUCAAGUCCAGUUGAGACUUGAUUUUCAUGUAUUAUACUACAGGGUGGGCCAUUUAUAUGGAUACACUUUAAUAAAAUGGGAAUGGUU